CGAUCAUCAUCCUCGCGCGGACCGCUGAGGUCCAGCAUAUCCCGCCAUCUACCCAACCUGACUCCCAAGUUCCAACUAACCAACCAACAUGCUCUCAGAAGAGUCCGACACCGAAUCCAUCCAUCGGCUCACCAUCAAUGAGCACUUCGCCAAAGCGUAUGAGUACCGCAAGGAGCGCGAGGAGCUCGCGAAGCUGAAGGAAAAGUACGGCUCGGACGUGGACGAUGCCGACGUCGGUGGGGACGAGGACGACUCGGAGGAGGACGAGAGCGAGGACGAGGAUGGGGAGGAGCUUACGCCGGCGGUGGACGCAGCGAUCCUGAGGACGCUGGCGAGAAUCAGGAAGAGAGACCCGGCGAUUUAUGAGAGCGGGAAGGAUAUCUUUGAAGAGGAGCGCCAGAAAACGAACGGCGCAGCGCCAGUAACGCGGGUACAAAGAGACAAGUCGAAACCCUUGACCAUGCGCCAACACGCCCUCGCCUCCGCCCUGAACCCCUCCUCUCGCUCUCCCUCCCCCGAACCGCUCACACACGUCGCCGAACAAGCUGCCCUCCGCAAAGAGACUAUCUCUGCCUUCCACGGCGCCGUCUCUGGAGCAAAAGUAGAAGACGAAGAUGAUGACUUCCUCGUGCCGCGGGAGAAGACGAAAGACGAGGUCGAGAGGGAGGAGGAGGAGUACCGUGAUUUUCUGCAGCGGGAAGUGGGCGAUGACUUGAGGGAGAUUGUCACGCUCGAUGCGGGUGCUGCGACUAACGGUGCAGAAGGAGGUGAGGUCAAAGUAGAGGAGGGCAAGGAGAAGAAGAAGAAAAAGAAAAAGAAGGAGGAUGCGAAGGGUCAUAAGAACAAGGAUGAAGAAGAUCAGGAGUUCCUCAUGAAUUACAUCCUCAACCGCGGCUGGCUCGACCGCUCCGCGCGCCGGCUCCCGACCUACAAAGAGAUCGUUGGCUCGAAGAAAGGCGCGAAGAACAAGGGGAAAGCCAGAGGUGACGGCUCCUCUAGAUCUUCCGCUUCAGAGCAUGAGCAAGACGUCAAGUCCGAAGACGACUUCAGUGCAGGGUCUGGCGGAGAGCCGCUUGACGAGGAAGAGGACGAGUUUGACGAGGUAGCAGAUCGCUUCGAGAGCUCGUACAACUUCCGUUUCGAAGAGCCAGGCGCAGAUGCCAUCCCUCGGUACCCACGAAACAUCGACUCCCUCGUCCGGAGGCAAGACACUGGCCGGAAAGAAGCGCGCGAGAAGCGGAAGGCACGCAAGGAGGAGGAAAUGCUCAAGAAGCGCGAGGAGGUGAAGCGAUUGAAGUCGCUCAAGAUGAAGGAUCUACAGGCGCGGCUCGAGAUGAUCGGCAAAGAGGGCGGGAAGAGCCUCGCUAGCAAAGCACUACAAGAGCUGGACUUGGAGGGAGACUGGGACCCCGAUGCGCACGACCGACAAAUGGCGGAACUCUACGAACGCGAGGCGGAGGCCGAUGCGAUCGUCGACGAUGAGAAGCCGACGUGGGACGACAUUGACAUCACGAACAUCGCGCCCCCAGAUGACGACGAAGACGGCACUCAAGCGUCCUCGAGCAAGAAGAAGAAAAAGAAGAAAAAGAAGGACGAGGGUGUUGCAGAUGAGGGCGGCGUGGACAUCGACGAGAUGGACGCGGCGGUUGACCGCGCGCCCGCGGACGAGGAAGAGUGGGACGGCACGGAAGAGACGCGCAAGCGUGUGCUGGAGAAGUACAUGGACGAGCUCUACGGGCUCGAGUUCAACGACAUGGUCGGCGACAUGCCUACACGUUUCAAGUAUGCCCGUGUCGAGCCGCAGGCGUUCGGCCUCUCGCCCGUGGAGAUCCUCACGGCGACCGACCCGGAGUUGAACCAGUUUAUGGGCAUCAAGAAAUACGCGCCGUACCGCAAGGAGGGCAAGGGCAAGACCUGGGACGGCCAGCGCACCGCACGGCUUAAGGAACUCCGGGAGAAGCUGAAGGAUCGCGGGGUCGAGCUCUCGGAGGGCGGCGCGGGGAGGGAGAGGGAGAGGGCGGAGAAGCCGAAGAAGAGGAAGGGGAAGAAGGAGCGUAUGAAGGAGAAGGCGGCUGCUAUUGGUGCAGGGGUGGGCGAGACGGAUGGCGGUGAAGGGGAUGUGUAUGAAGGUGAGGACGUGGAGCACAGUGCGGGCAGGAAGGCGAAGCGGAGGAAGGUGGAGGAGAGGAGUAGCGAGGUGGGCGACGGGGCGGAUGAACCAGAGAAUGCUGAUGGACAGGAUGCGUCGACCAAGAAAAAGCGGAGGCGGCAUAAAAAGUCACAUCAUGCAGCGGGGUAGAUGGAGAGGCAUAAGUUUGAAUAUUUUUUGUCUAGUGUUCGUUCACUUAGGCUAUCUGCGACCAUAUCACCGCAUGAAUCAAUCAC
Fomitopsis serialis is the source of this 2385-nucleotide messenger RNA. RefSeq names its product KRI1-like family C-terminal-domain-containing protein. Lineage: Eukaryota; Fungi; Basidiomycota; Agaricomycetes; Polyporales; Fomitopsidaceae. Gene Ontology annotation, biological process: endonucleolytic cleavage in ITS1 to separate SSU-rRNA from 5.8S rRNA and LSU-rRNA from tricistronic rRNA transcript (SSU-rRNA, 5.8S rRNA, LSU-rRNA). The transcript has 8 exons. Gene Ontology annotation, cellular component: 90S preribosome; nucleolus. The coding region runs from base 89 to 2299 and encodes 736 amino acids. The record is from RefSeq and is a predicted model, not a curated record.